This is a messenger RNA of Cylicostephanus goldi, 762 nucleotides long. The record is from the annotation of a GenBank genome assembly. Lineage: Eukaryota; Metazoa; Nematoda; Chromadorea; Rhabditida; Strongylidae.
AUGCCCUUUGCUCCAGCGAUCGGUGCAGUAAUUGUCAUCGAAUAUAGAGCAUGCUCGGAUGUCAGGAAUAUCAUCAAUGUUUUGAGAUGGGAAGCAUACAGUGGAGAUGUACCAAUGUCUUUUCGUCUACUCAGCAAAUCAUCUGAGGAACUCAAGUUCCGGGCCGACUUCUACACUUGCGGCUGUGUUCGUUACAAAACAAUACCGCUUUCGAAUCUGGCAGUAUUCAACGAUAUCAUAGGAGUUGUUGAGGACGAAAAAGGCGUUUUGGAAAGGAAAUAUAUAGGAAAACUGCGUGCUACAGUCAAACUUAGAAACGUGCGUACCGGUUAUGAAUGGGAGCUUUGUUGUGUGAACGAAUACUUGCAACAACCGACUGACCUUUACGAGGUUUACAGCCGCGGUAUAGUGGGAGCGGUCAAUCAGAAAGGUAACCUUAGUUAUAUCACAUCUCGUGAGUUUCCUCACGAUGUUCGUUUCAAAAGUGGCAACGUCGAUGUUGAUCGUGUGAAAGGUCUGCUAGGUCGGGAAGUGACAUUUUUCGCACGUCAGCAAAAUGGUCACAUUUACCAUGUGACGGGAUCAGUUGAGCCACUGACAAGAAGUAUAAUUCCUAUCGUAAACAACGGAUUCUUCUCUAACAUUCACCAAGAAGGGAGACCUGUGGACGAUAAGGAAUACCUACGCAGAGGCCACCUGACCACGAAACCGAAGCGAACUAGGCACUGCGGAGCUGAAGAAGAACUGAAAAAAGGAAGUUGA